AUGUUUCAACGAACAGGCGGAUUUUCGGGUUCACGAGCACGAUAUGUGCCUAAUGUUUCAGCUUCACGAGGUGUUUACCGAUCAGCUUAUGCUCGACCAUCUGGUCGUUAUGUCGCUCGACCAGCCGUCCGACCAGUAGUACCAGCCGGACGUGCACCCGGCGGUGCUGGACUUCUUGCCGCUAUUCUUGGUCCUAUCGGUGGUCUAACUGGUUGCUUAUGCUGUCUAAAUACAAUCGGAGUUUGGGGUCUUUUCAUUACGGCAAUUCCAUUGACUGUCUUUAUGAGUCGAUGGUAUCGCGCCUACAAGAACCGUACCGGCAGCGGUGCUGAAGAACUUCUUGCUCCACAAAUGCUUCUUAUGUUACUCCUCGUAUGUUCGUUCUUAUUCACGUUCAUGCGUCGCUCAUAG
This is a messenger RNA of Adineta ricciae, 411 nucleotides long. The record is from the annotation of a GenBank genome assembly. NCBI's taxonomy places the organism in Eukaryota, Metazoa, Rotifera, Eurotatoria, Adinetida, Adinetidae.